AAAUAAAUGAUUAGUGUAAGUUUACCCGCCAACCUGAGACCAUUGGAGAAGUAGGUGGUGUUAGUAGAAAGAAUGAGGGGGAAUGCGAAAAAGAUCUUCAUGCGUGCUGCUGUGACAUAUUUUGCCGACUUCGACUACUCGUUCUGUGCAUUUGCUUCGCGGGCUCUGUGUUAUUUUAAACCGCAAGCAUGUCAUUACCACGCGGUUCCCCCGGCAUCACAUUCAUGUUCGUGAUUCGUUAGAUUGAGCGGGAUAUUUAUGCCUUUGUCGAUCAUGGGGAUUCCCCAACCUCCAUCAUGGCGUCGGAUACAACAAUGUCGGAUACAACAAUGUACUCCACUGUUUUCACUGACUUGAAUAUGCGGUUCGAAUGGUUAAUUGAUCUCUUCAAUGAAACGUUGCAUAAUUAUGAACGACCGGUUAAAAGGGGUUUCUUCUGUUCGGAUACUUCUAUCCGAUAUCCAUAUUUUUCGGAUGAUACUAUCAGCAUAUUCACUCUGUUGUGCAUCAUAACCGUGCCACUGUUAUUUAUGAUCUGGCACCAGAGUAUAAGUUGGAUGCUGGCAUAUCGAAGAAGUGACGUCGAUUCUAUCCUCCAACGACCACACCCUAUGGGUGUGGUGGGUGGGGCACUUCUCACAACUCUCCUCACUGUCUGUAUGAAGCUCGGCAUAGGGAGAUUAGCGCCCAAUUUUUAUGAAGGUUGCAUGCCGAAGUCAGAUUGUUACAACAGUGGCUACUGGAGUGAAGUUCUUAGUCACAUGUAUAUAACUGAUUUUACAUGUUUCCAUCCAGAGAGGUUAAGGGAAGUAAGUCGAUCAUUUCCCUGUGUGUACACAUCAUUGUCAUCAUUUUCUUGGUUCUAUUUCUUGAUAUACUUGGUAUACAACUCCCCAACGCCUAGUCUCCGAAGAACAUUCGCUGUCAUUACCUGUCUUGCAAUCCCCGCCUGUGUCGCAUUCACUCGUCUUCAUGACAACAGGAGUCAUUCAGGUGACGUAAUUGCAGGAUGCAUUCUGGGUAUUUCGAUCGCAGUUAUCUUGACAGUCGGUAGAAAGGCAAAGUCUGAUUGGACUGAAGAUGAUAAAGACGUAGACUUUGAAAUGCUAUCUAUGAGGGAAUCGGAGGAAGCGUCUAAAGAGAAGAACCUCAGACCGACGGUUAGAGUUUGCUCAUCGGCCUUGACGUCUAACAUUCAAGGUUUCAUUGACGAGCUCAAACACCGCUUAAACGAUUAUGUCGUAGGCAUUGAUCACGUCAUACUUCCAUACAGCGAUCUCGAUUCAUUUAAACCGACUGGCUGGAAUAAGACUGAUGUCGUCAUAUUGUGUCAUUCCAUCAAUAAUCGAAGGCUAUCGAUCACUGACGUGACAGACGCCCUUUACAAUGAAUUCCUUAAGAUGGUUACGAAACAUUGCGGAAAAGACUCUGUUAUUGUGAUAGCACAUGAUUUCGAAUGGAAGGAAGAUCAGUUACCUAAGGCCCGAGAGGAUAUUGAAGCGACACUUCGUAUCAAGCAGCCUACCACCUUCAAAUGCGCGGGAACGGUCAUUUUGGCGGGAAAACUAGACAAAUGGAAAGCAUCUACCUGUUUGUCAGAUGUUGACUGGAAAAACAUCGAAGCUGUUAUCCCAAAAUAAAAAUUUGCCUGAUCGUUUGCUUUAAAAAUCCUCAGUUCAAGCUUGAAAUGACCGCUCAUUAUCAGAGAGCCGAGAGGGAGAUGAAUACAAAGAAUGGGACCCAUCAAAUUUCGCUUAAACCUGCUCCGACAUCCUACACUCAUGAAUGGUAGAGCGAAUUACACUUUAAAGAGCUGCGCAAAAUCAUUUUAUAUUGUACACGCAUGGUGCGCAUAUUACCCUGGCUAUAUCAUGUAUAUAGGCCUACUUUUUAAAAUGGCCAUCUAUUCCUUACAAUUUUCUUUUUCUCACGUUGUUAUGCACUCUUAUUUUCCUCCCCAUUUAUUCAAUACAAUCUGAAAUUUCCUUUCUUUAUAUAUGUAUCAUCUAUAUAGUGGAAGUGUCGUGGUGUAGAAUUUGAUUCUUAACCAAUGGUCGAUGGUUCGAAAUCCCACUGGCGUUAAGGUCCCUUGGCAAGGCACGUUGUCUCUCUCCAUCCAGGUGAUAAAUGAAUAGGCCUACCUUGAUAGGAUGUCAGAUUGGCAAGUGUGCACUGGUAAAAGCUAUUGCCUGGCCAGGAUACUCACCAAAGGAGUGGAGAUAAUGUACUUUAUGGGUGGAUGAGUGGUGAAUCAAAAUGAAAGUGGUAUUGUAAAGCAAUUUAAAACACAAAUCGUGAAGUGCUAUGAAAACGUAUUUAUUAUUAUUUUUAGUGUGGUUUUGGCAAAACUUAUUUCGUUUAAUAUGAUGUAAAUAUUCAUAUUUGAUAUCUUGUACAUAUAGUGUUCAGUACAAACUCAUACAUCCUAUUGGAAAUAUGGGGGAGGGGUGACGCUUUGAACUAAAAAUUGUAUCAAAUUUUCCAUUUUGCUUUUUUACAGGUCUGUUAAUCAUUUGUUAUCCUCUUUUUGUCAAGCUUUCUUAAAAUAAGAACCUCUAACUAAAACGAUAUAAAAUUCAGGAAAUUAAUCUGCAUAAAUGUAUUUCACAUUGCUUUAUUUUAAAACAAAGUUCUAUUACCGGGGAAAAAGAGGAAGAAAUGAAGACGAAGAAAAAAAAGAAAGGUAUCAGAAAGACAGUCUUGUGUCGCAUAAUAACUUGAUAAUAAGUGAUCAUUUAAUGAACUCAAGGAUGUCAUCUGCAUGAACGUUUCGCAAAGUAUAUUGUAAACAAUUGGUUAAAGUUUAAAAAAUGAUACGUUGCAUUUAAUAUGAAGUACGGGAUAUUCAGGCAAUGUUGCAAUCUCGAAAAUAUUAUGAUUACAAUAUAGAAUUAUACAUCAUUCUAGUAAUUUUUCGUAAAACCCUUUUUUAACUUUAACUAAUUGUUUACAAUAUGCUUAUAUUGAUUGAUUUUUGUAUCUAUUUUGUUGUCAUUUUGUUUUAAUUUGCAUUACCCCCAUUUUUGUCUCACCAGCAUAGCAGAGUGAGACUAUAGGCGCCGCUUUUCCGACGGCGACGGCGUCAACACCAAAUCUUAAAUGACAGCAUAACUUAGAAAGUGUAUGGACCUAGUUCAUGAAACUUAGACAUAAGGUUAACCAAGUAUUACUAAACAUCCUGCCUGAGUUUCAGGUCACAUGACCAAGGUCAAAAGUCAUUUAGAGUCAAUGAACUUAGACCAUGUUGGGGGAGUCAACAUCAAAAUCUUAACCUUAGGUAUACCUAAGGUUAAGUUUUCGAAAUGUCAUCAUAACUUAGCAAAUAUAUGAACCUAGUUCUUGAAACUUGAACAUAAGGUUAAUCAAGUAUUACUUAACAUCCUGCCUUAGUUUCAAGUCAGAUGAUCAAGAUAGUCAAAGGUCAUUUAAGGUCAAUGAAAUUUGGCCAAGUUGGGGGUAUUUGUUGAAUUACCAUCAUAACUUUGAAAGUUUAUUGGUCUAGUUCAUAAAACUUGGACAUGAGAGUAAUCAAGUAUCAUUUCAAGUAUCUUUCAUGUCACUAUAUAAAACAAAUUCUUGUCACUAAAUAAAAUUUUUGCUCGCGCUUCGCGAUCGCAUUGCCUUUUAGGUGAUUUACAUAUCUUGUUCAAUAUGAAGUUUAAAUAUCAAGUUUGGAAGUCUAUAUACAAAACAUAUUUCAUCUCGGAAAUCGAACUUUCAUUAUUUUGUGUGAUUUACAAAUCGAUUUUUAAAAAGGGCUCCGUAAAAAUGUCAGUUCUAUGGUCUGAAUAUUAGCAUUUUCUGCUCGCGCUACGCGCUCGCAAAUUUUGAUUUAUCAGGUACCUAUUAUCUUCGUAUAUUCCAUAAAGUUUUCAAAAUAUCCCUUUUCAGGUCUGAUUUUCAAAACGUAUCAGCUAGCGCUGCACGCUCGCAUUUUGAUUGGCGAGUUGUUUGUCUCAAUAUUGAUUAACAAAAAACUACUUAAAAUCCCCUUUUCAUGACAGUGUAUACAAAAUUUAGGCUCGCAAUUUGCGCUCGCAUUAAUGGUUAAUAAUAUAUUAACUGAUGCAUCCUAGUUAUAAUUACAAAAGUGCUUGAAAUGUCCAGUUUUCAGGCCAUCAUAUCAUCACAUUUCGCGCCCUCAUUAGGCAUUAAUGAAUAAGAUAUUUAUUUCAUAAUUGAUCCCUUUUGUUUCAUCUCGCGCUUAGCAAGAGGAAUAGGAAGACAGUCUUCAUUUUUAUAUUAUGUCCCAAGGAUGUGCCGGUCCUAUGUCAAAACUCAAAGUAAUAAUAAUGAAAAUAUCAGCUCUUUAUUAAGUGCGAUGCAUAUCCACCUCAUGCACAAUUUUCCUACAAAGUGCUUGAAAUAUAGAGCUGAAAUUGACUCUUUUUUUCAGAUCGGAAUAUCAAAUAGUUUGAGCUAGCACUCGCUUGAUUUUCACGAUUAAAGAUGUAUUUAGAAUGCCUAUAUUCUAGGUCUAAAUAUGAAACACGCGCGCGCAUGUUUAUUCGAUACUCAACUUGUUCUCUAUUCAAAUCAUUAUCCAGUUUCAGAUCACAAUAUCAAAAAUUUUCUGCUCGCGCUUUGUGCUCACAUUAUUAAUGUAGAAAGAUCCCCUAUUACUCAUUCUAUUCAUGAUUUACAAAACAUGAAUAGAGUGUCCCGUUUUUUAGGUCUUAAUGUCGAUUUUUUUUUCUGCUCGCGCUUCACGCUCGCAUCAAUUGUUUAGUUAUAAAGCUAUCUUGUUUAUGAUUAAAAAAAAUGAUUAAAAUUUUCCAUUCAUUAUGUAGAAAUGUCAAUUUUUUUCAGCUCGCGCUUCGCGCUCGCAUUAUUUGAUUGCUGAAAAAUGUAACGUCUUCAUGGCUAAGUGGCAGUCCUUAACAGGUACCUUUUCGAUCAUUUCAAAACGCAUAUGGAAAUUUUCUGCUCGCGCUUUGCGCUCGCAUUAUUAAUGUAAAGAACAUCCCCAAUUACUCAUCAUUUUCAUGAUUUACAAAAUAUGAAUAGAGUGUCUCGUUCAGAAGGUCUAAAUCUCGAAAUUUUCAACUCGCGCUCGCAUCAAUUGUUAAGUUAUAUACCUAUUCUGUUUAAGUUACAAAAAGUGCUUAGAAUCUCCAUUCUUUGGGUAAAAAUGUCAAAAAUUUAAUCUCGCGCUUCGCGCUGGCAUUAUUUUAUUUUUAAAAUAUGUAACGUCUUCAUGGCUAACAGCUUGCAGUCUUUAACAGGUACCUUUUCCAUCAGUUCAUUUCUGCUCGCGCUUCGCGUUCGUAGUCAUUAUUUAGUUGCAUACACAUCUUUUUCAGGAUAACAAACAUUGCCCAGAAUGUUCAAAUUUUAGGAAAAAAUACAUAAGAUUUCCAAAAAAUUUAGCUCGCGCUUCGCGCUCACAUUAUAUGAAUGAGGAUUAUGAUAUUAUAUAUUUAUGUUGAUUAAUAAAAAUAAAGCUAAAAAGUGACUAUUAGGACUACCCCUUCAAAGAAACCAAAAAUCAUCUUCGAGCGGCCGAUCGGGGAAAAUAUGUAACGUCUUCAUGGCUAACAGCAUGCAGUCUUUAACAGGUACCUUUUCCAUCAGUUCAUUUCUGCUCGCGCUUCGUGUUCGUAGUAAUUAUUUAGUUGCAUACACAUCUUUUUUCAGGAUCAAAAACAUUGCCCAGAAUGUUCAAAUUUUAGGAAAAAAUACAUAAGAUUUCCAAAAAAUGUAGGUCGCGCUUCGCGCUCGCAUUAUAUGAAUAAGGAUUAUGAUAUAUAUUUAUGUUGAUUAAUAAGAAUAAAGCUAAAAGUGACUAUUAGGACUACCCCUUCAAAGAAACCAAAAAUCAUCUUCGAGCGGCCGAUCGGGGAAAAUAUGGCUGAAAAAAAAUUCCGGGUCCCCCUAUUGGCGAAGGCUGGAUCCGCCCCUGGGUAUCUGUUGAAUUCCCAUCAUGAUCGACUUUGAAAGUUUAUGGAUCUAAUUCAUGAAACUUAGACAUAAGAGUAAUCAAAUAUCACUGAACAUGCUGUGCAAGUUUCAUGUCACAUGAUCAAGGUCAAAGGUCAAAGAUCAUUUAAGGUCAAUGAACUUUGGCCAUGUUGGGGGUAUUUGUUGAAUAACCAUCAUAACUCUGAAAGUGUAUGGAUCUAGUUAAUAAAACUUGGACAUAAGAGUAAUCAAAUAUCACUAAACAUCUCAUGCGAGUUUCAGGUCACAUGACUAAAGUCCAAGGUCAUUUAAGGUCAUUGAACUUUGGCCAGUUUGGAGGUAAUUAUUAGAUUGCUGUCAUAACUUUCAAAGUUUAUAGAUAUAGUUUAUAACAUGUGGAUAUAGGGGUAAUCAAGUAUCACUGACAAGUCUUAGGUUGCAUGAUCAAGGUCAAAUGUCAUUUAUUGUCAAUGAACGUAGUAUUGUAUCAUUAUAUGGUGUUUUUUUGUGAAUAAUUAUUUCAUAGUAGUUUUCAAAGUCAGCAGUGCUGCUAUAUUGAAUCGCGUGACGCAGGUGAGAGUGCCAGAGGCGCUCCACUUGUUUAUGUUCAAUGUUUUAAUCUGGUAUAUUUAAUUAUAUCAUAUUUCAUAAUGUCAGGUAGUCAGUUUCCAUUUUUUUGUCAAGGUGUCAGCACCAUGUAAAGGCUUUUCUUUCAUUUUCUGUCAUUCAUAUUUUACUAUUACCACUGUUUAUUCCGGGUAUAUUCUGUUAUCUAUAUUUUCUUUGUGUACAUAUAAUUUUGUUUUUAUUGUGUUCUGUUUAAUGAAUUCAUUUUAAAACAAUAUGUACUUUUUUCAAACAUUUUCCAGAUUUUGAUGAAUAUUGUAUUAUUUUACGAUUUUCCAUCUAAUGUAUUUUGGACUUUGAAUGUACCUUGUUUUGUUCUGUUUUAUUUCAUGAUGAAUGUAAUAAAUACUUUCGUUAAAAACCAG
Lytechinus pictus (painted urchin) is the source of this 6893-nucleotide messenger RNA. Its product is annotated as phospholipid phosphatase homolog 1.2 homolog. The record is from RefSeq and is a predicted model, not a curated record. The coding region runs from base 297 to 1640 and encodes 447 amino acids. NCBI's taxonomy places the organism in Eukaryota, Metazoa, Echinodermata, Echinoidea, Temnopleuroida, Toxopneustidae. Gene Ontology annotation, cellular component: plasma membrane. Gene Ontology annotation, biological process: phospholipid dephosphorylation; phospholipid metabolic process; signal transduction. The transcript is spliced from 8 exons. Gene Ontology annotation, molecular function: phosphatidate phosphatase activity.